This is a messenger RNA of Dreissena polymorpha, 2592 nucleotides long. RefSeq lists its product as uncharacterized. The transcript has a single exon. The coding region runs from base 1 to 2592 and encodes 863 amino acids. Lineage: Eukaryota; Metazoa; Mollusca; Bivalvia; Myida; Dreissenidae. The record is from RefSeq and is a predicted model, not a curated record.
AUGUGUGGGCAGACAGCACGACAGCAGCAGCGCACAGAUGUAAUGUCUGGUGAGACGGUGGAGGAUCCUAGUCAGGAACAAACCCACAGUACUGGGGACCUCAUAGCGGCUGACAUGCUGGAUACAAACACAUUGCGAUCGGGAACGGAUGCUCAAGAAGUCUUCGAUGAUGAAGACCCACUACUGGCGUUUCUGAGAACACAGAGUGACCCAGAGGCAAACACCGACUUACCACACUCCACAACAGCUCACAAGGGUGAUGAAUCUCCGAGGAAGCCAAGAAUAUCCUGGCCGAAAACGUCAGACAAGAAAGCAUGGAAAGACCUGGAUGAUGACCUUCAUGCAAUACUGGAGACAGCACUCCAAGGAGCAGUUGAGAGAAAGCUGGUUGCUUUUACCAACCUUGUCUACACAGUUGGGAAAGAAAGAUUCGGUCUGACUAUCCAGAAAACCACCAAGAAACCUGUACAGAUGAAUAGAAGGCAGCGACAGAUAAAGGGCGUCAGGAGUGAACUGAAGGUUUUGCGAAGGAGAUAUAGGCAUGCCAGGGAAGAAGAAAAGCCAGGGCUGAAGCAGUUAAGAGACAGCCAGACGGAACAACUUUUAAACCUAUGCAAGGCAGAACAACUUCGUGGGAAAAGAAGGAAAAAGGCCAAACGUCGUGCUGAGUUCAUUGCAAAUCCAUUCAAGUUCUCUAAUAACCUGCUAGACAAAGAGAAAUCGGGCAAGCUAGAGAGCAGCAUGGAAGAAAUUACACAGUUCCUAACUGAAACGCACUCUGAUGAUAUCCGAGACGUACCGUUAGGCAACUGCCAGAGAAUAGAACCAGUACCAGAACCCACAACACCUCUAGACACCAAGGAACCUACACUGAAAGAGGUUUCAGAAGAAGUUCAAAAGGCAAGAGACGGGUCGGCCCCAGGACCAAAUGGUAUCCCUUACAAGGUGUAUAAGAUGUGCCCCAAACUUCUUCGACGCUUAUGGAAUCUUUUGAAAGUGGUUUGGAGGAAAGGUAAAGUUCCAGAUUGUUGGCAACAGGCAGAAGGAAUAUUUACACCAAAGGAAAAGCAUUCGAAGACCGUCACCCAAUUCAGAACCAUUUCCUUACUGAACGUUGAGGGGAAAAUCUUCUUUGCUGUGCUGGCCAAGAGAAUGACGCAGUAUCUGACAUCAAACCAAUACAUUGAUACCUCAGUGCAAAAGGGAGGCGUCCCAGGGUUCUCUGGAUGUGUGGAACAUACAAGCGCCCUCAGUCAGAUCAUCAGGGAAGCAAAGGUUAACCAAAAAGACCUCACUGUUGUCUGGCUUGACCUUGCCAAUGCGUAUGGCUCCAUACCACACAAGUUAAUUGAAACCGCACUGAAGCACUACCACAUCCCAGACCAUGUGCAACAGAUUAUCAAUGGGUACUUCAGUAACAUACAACUACGGUUUGCUGUAGGAGAACAGUCAACACCUUGGAUAAGGCUCGAGAAAGGAAUAGUAACAGGCUGCACUAUUUCAGUCGUGUUAUUCGUGAUGGGAAUGAACUUAAUUAUCAAUACCGCAAAGAGGGAAACCAGAGGACCAAAGACAACCUCCGGGAUAUACCUCCCAUCCAAUAGAGGUUUUAUGGAUGACCUCACGGUAAUUAAAACGACACAUGUGCAAGCUCGUUGGGUUCUUAGAGCAUUGGAUGAGACAGUGACUUGGGCAAGAAUGAAGUUCAAACCAAAAAAAUCGAGGAGCUUGGUAAUCAAGAAGGGAAAGGUUACUCAAAGGUUCACCCUCCAGGUACAGAGCGAAGACAUACCAUCCAUAGUAGACAAUCCCAUCAAAUGCCUAGGAAAAUGGUACGAUGCCAGCCUUAAUGACACAAGCAGCACAAACCGCACCAAGAACCAACUCCAAGAAGGUCUGAAGCAGAUAGACCAGACAUCACUUCCUGGAAAAUUCAAGGCAUGGUUAUACCAACAUGGAUUGUUACCAAGACUCAUGUGGCCUCUAAUGCUGUAUGAGAUAGCAGUUUCUACUGUGGAAGGCUUUGAAAGAACCAUCAACAGAUACCUCCGUAGAUGGCUAGGGGUCCCACCAAGUUUCACCAGCAUCGGACUAUAUGGGAGGACCAACCAGCUCCAACUCCCAAUAUCAUCAGUUGUUGAGGAGUACAAAGUUGCCAAGGCCAGGAUGGUGGUGACACUGAAAGAAUCGUCUGAUGACCUGAUCAGGAUGGCAGGCAUAGAGACUAGAACCGGAAGGAAGUGGUCGGCAAGCCAGGCGGUGUCCCAAGCUGAAAGUAUACUGAGACACAAAGACAUCGUCGGAACUACUACGGAGGGCAGACAAAGGCUUGGUAUGAUAAAACCACAGCGAUGGAGUACGGCAGAUAAAAGGGAGAGGAGUCAGAUGGUGCAGAAGGAAAUCAGGGCGAGCGAAGAGGAGAGCAGAAGAGCCCGUUCAGUUGAAAUGGGCGGACAAUGUGCCUGGAACAAAUGGACAACAACAGAGAGGAAGUUUACUUGGGCAGACAUAUGGCAGUAUGAGCCGCUUAGACUCAAAUUCCUGUUAAGGUCAGUUUACGACCUGCUGCCAUCCCCAACCAACCUCCACUGA